ACGCGGGAGCUAUUCGUUCGAUGAACUUUCCACCGGCGAAGGCUGCGCAAACGCCUCCAGGCGCGUCAAGCGCACGCCAGUCUCCAAACAUAUUCUUGGCGUGUUGGACGUUGGUACAAUUUUUGUCGGCUUUCCGCGAUUUUCUCACGACAUCAGUUAUUGUCCCUACUGGUACAGGUGCUACAGUGCAGUGAUCGUAAAGUGUUUAUCAACAGUGGAUUAUAGUAUUUCAAGCAAUAAAUCUGAAUGCGGAAUGGUAAUCGGAAUUGUGAAGGAACAUCGACUGCCGAAGCCUACUGUACAAAUAUGGAGAGCUUAUCACCAUUCGCGGGAAAUUACAUAAUACAUAUAAGCACGAAAGCAGUGACCACUAAUGUUUGGGUGGGCGGUGGCGCGAUGCGAGAGGAGGACCUGGAGGUGGCCCUCAAGGUGGUGAUCGUGGGCGACGGCGGCGUGGGCAAGUCCAGCAUGAUCCAGCGGUACUGCCGCGGCACCUUCACCAGGGACUACAAGAAGACUAUAGGAGUCGACUUCUUAGAAAGACAGAUUGAGAUCGACGGCGAGGAAGUCCGGUUGAUGCUAUGGGACACGGCAGGGCAGGAGGAGUUCGAUGCCAUCACGAAGGCGUACUACCGCGGCGCACACGCAUGCGUGCUCGCCUUCAGCACCACGGACCGAGACUCCUUCCUCUCACUACAUUCAUGGAAACUCAAGGUGGAGAACGAGUGCGGCGAGAUACCCACGAUCAUAGUUCAAAAUAAAAUUGAUUUAAUGGAUCAAUGCGUCGUUGGACCAGAUGAAGCUGAGCUAGUAGCGAGAGCGCUAGGAUGCCGGUUAAUGCGAGCAUCAGUGAAAGAAGACGUUAAUGUUGGAGCUGUAUUCAGGGCUUUAGCUGCGCGGUGCCUGUCCGACAUGCGGCGUGAUGAUGCCGACACGAUGCCACCGUGCCAACAACCUGUCAUAGGAACAUUUACAAACCACAACAGUAACGGUACAAUUCUGCUGCGGCCAACAAAACACCGGCCGGGCGGCAAGAAGAAGAAUGUCCUAAGAAACGCUUGCAGACUACUGUGAUCAUCACACCUCUGUAACACGGCUCAAAAAUAUACCAGAAAGAACGAAGAAAGUUUCUACAAAUUGUUAAAUCCUAGAAAUGUUUUAUUCUCCGUUCGCAUUCAAGCUAUUGCUCAUAACUUCUUGUUUGAAUCUAAAUAAAAAAGAAAAUACUAGUAUAAAAUGUAAAACGAAGUAUACGACCACUAAAGAAAGAAGAAAAUAAUAUUGUAAGAUCAAAAUUAAGUCAAAGACCCAAGUCGUAAGUGGCGCCAUCUGCUAAUGGCGUAAAAUUAAAAUUUCGUUGAACGUCUUUAAAAUAUUUUGUAAGUGCGCUUAUUUAGCAAAGGAUGAUGAAUUUAAAAUCAAAAUAGAUCUUACUUGAAUCUCCAAUUCCCCAUACAUUAAAUGACAAUCUUAACUUUAGUCGAUAGAAAAGCUGUUUAGUCAUAUUUUAAUGUUUUUAGUUAGUUUAUAUUGAAAUAACAAAGCUAUGUAAAUAUUUUGUACUUAUCUAACUAUUCAUUUUAUAAAAAAAUAAAUUAUUUGCAAAUUUA
Spodoptera frugiperda (fall armyworm) is the source of this 1610-nucleotide messenger RNA. RefSeq names its product ras-related protein Rab-23 (gene Rab23). The record is from RefSeq and is a predicted model, not a curated record. Lineage: Eukaryota; Metazoa; Arthropoda; Insecta; Lepidoptera; Noctuidae. The transcript has 7 exons. The coding region runs from base 247 to 1074 and encodes 275 amino acids. Gene Ontology annotation, molecular function: GTPase activity; GTP binding.